Messenger RNA from Blastomyces dermatitidis ER-3, 2708 nucleotides. RefSeq names its product exosome complex exonuclease Rrp6. NCBI's taxonomy places the organism in Eukaryota, Fungi, Ascomycota, Eurotiomycetes, Onygenales, Ajellomycetaceae. The record is from RefSeq and is a predicted model, not a curated record. Gene Ontology annotation, cellular component: nuclear exosome (RNase complex); nucleolus. Gene Ontology annotation, molecular function: 3'-5'-RNA exonuclease activity; nucleotide binding; nucleic acid binding. The coding region runs from base 165 to 2609 and encodes 814 amino acids. Gene Ontology annotation, biological process: exonucleolytic trimming to generate mature 3'-end of 5.8S rRNA from tricistronic rRNA transcript (SSU-rRNA, 5.8S rRNA, LSU-rRNA); poly(A)-dependent snoRNA 3'-end processing; nuclear polyadenylation-dependent snoRNA catabolic process. The transcript is spliced from 2 exons.
CUGUAUUUGGCUAUCAAGGACUGUAUUACUGUCCUUGUAUCAGUAUCAGAAGGUCUCCGGAGUCCGUCCCCCCAGCGCGCUUAUCCUUUCUUUGGUUACUUUGAUCUUUGAUUUGUUUUGUAUCUUUCUAUUCAAAUAAUGCUCUAGUUGCAGUGAUCGAGUUCAUGGAAAUCGCCGCAGACUUUGUUCCGUACGAGGAGCAGGCACAGGCUGCCCUUAUCAAGACGACCAGAUCCGUCACGCAGAUAUCUUCCGAAGAUCUAAAUUUCCACCGCUCUUUCGAUAAGAACCUUUCCGCAUAUGUUGACGAAGAAAGUGCGCGCCUCCUCAAGCUAACCAAUUCCCUCUUGAAGGUUGCUACAUCUGGAUCCGAACUGCGGGUGCCUGAGCUACGCAAUGAGGACGGGCUGGAAGAAAACUGGAGAACGGUUGUGGAUGUAAUUGACGAGUUGUUGGAAAAGGCGGAUGCCUGUCUGGACGAAUUCACGGGCAUCAUUAAAAAGCUCAGUCCGUCGCAAGAAGAGCGUGGCGCCGCACUCAGCAAAAGAACUCCGAGUUCACACUUCCCCAGCGUUUACGACUUCGGCCCAUCCAAGAUUCCCAAACCCCAGCUUUUGUUCGCUACUCGCCCAAAGAACAAUGAAGACGCUCCACCUUUCAAACCGUUACUUCGUUCUAAACCUCAUGCAAUAACGCCAUUGUCGACAAACUUAGGUGAAACUGGCCCUGAUGGAACGACCACCUCCUACAAACAUCCAUACGAAACCGAAAUACGCAACUCCACCUAUCCUUCGUCCGCAUUUGCCAUUUCCGCUCCCCGUGAAUCUAACCCUUUUGAGACCACCACCGCCACAUUUGUAGACACUCUAGAAGGUGUCCACUCAAUGCUCGCGGAACUGAAGCAAACGACGGAAAUAGCCAUCGAUUUGGAACAUCAUGAUACUCAUUCAUACCAUGGACUUGUAUGUCUCAUGCAAAUUAGCACGCGCGAGAAGGAUUGGAUAGUCGACACGUUAAAGCCAUGGCGGGAGGAAUUGCAGAUCCUGAACGAAGUUUUUGCAGACCCCAAAAUCAUUAAAGUACUUCACGGUUCAACUAUGGAUGUGAUUUGGCUCCAACGUGACCUAGGUCUUUACCUUGUCGGUCUCUUUGAUACGUACCAUGCGGCGGUAGCACUGAAUUAUCCAAAGAGAAGUUUGAAAUUUCUUCUGGAAAAAUUCGUCAACUUCCAAGCGGAGAAAAAGUAUCAAAUGGCUGAUUGGAGACUCCGGCCACUUCUCCCUGGCAUGUUUGACUAUGCGCGAUCCGAUACCCAUUAUCUUUUGUAUAUCUACGACCAGAUCCGGAAUAGUCUUGUGGAGCAUUCAACGCCCGACAACAACUUGAUUGCUUACGUUCUCGAAAGAUCUAAACAAGAAGCUUUACAACGAUACGAGCGUCCUGUUUAUAACGCUGAGACAGGUCAAGGGAGCGGUGGCUGGCAAGAUAUGCUUAUCCGUAAUUCUUCUCUCUUCAGUCGAGAGCAAUUUGCCGUAUUCAGGGCCGUCCACCAGUGGCGAGAUAAAAUUGCGCGGUCUGAGGAUGAAGGCGUUCAAUAUGUUCUUUCGAAGCAAUCGCUCUUCAAAAUUGCCCAUGCGAUGCCCUUGGACCCUGCUUCAUUACUGAGAACCAUCUCCCCGGUGUCUCCUCUGGUUAGAGCCCGAGCUUCCGAACUAGUUCAGGUUAUCAAGCAAGCGAAAAUCGUCGGGGCAACAGGUCCAGAGCUUCGAGAUGUGCUUUUCCCACUUAAGGAAAAGGCAGACGAAUCGAAACCCAGCACACCCAUAUCAUCACCUGAAAGCGAAAGUGAGAGUGAACCGGAUAGUCGAACCGUCUUGGCCGCUAGAACAGACGUAUCCCAAUUCUGGGGUCCCACCCUGGACCAGCCACUCCAUCCGCCAGUUCCUCUUUCUCAUUCUUUGGCAGCCACAGCAGAGGCGUUCAUGCUGUCUCUUCCCGUGCCCCCUAUGCCGCCGAAAAUAUCAGACAACCCUGUGAAAGAGGAAUCAAUUUCCUCACAACACAAUGUGCCCGGUCCUACGGCUACUACGAGCAACGAAAUCUUCACACUUAGACAAUUUGGGGCCCCGAAAAAGCGGAAAAUCAGCCCAACGAUGGAAGACGAAGCAGAGGACGUAUCUAAGCCAAAAACAGUAACAACACCGACUGUAGAAACGCCCACGGCGUCCCUAUCAACAGACGAAUUUAUGUCUGGCUCCACCUCCGUUUCGAGCGCUCUCGAAACUAAAGCCCAGAAGCGCCGGCAAAAGAAGAAGCAGAAAACGAAAACGGCAUCUACUACUCUUCAACAACAACAACAACAACAACAUCAAGGCGAUAACACCGACGACAGCAAGGAAUCUCCCAACUUCACGCCUUUCGACUACAGCAACGCGGAGUCCAUCCUCCACGCAAAACCCACGGAGAACGGGAACCAUGGGAAUGGCGCGUACCGCGGCAAGCAAAAGCAAAAACGACAGUUCAACCCUUACGCCAAGGCGAUGGAUGCGCCGCAAGGGGCGCGGAAAUCGAAGAAGGAAAUCGAGGGCAAAUCGUUUACGUUCCGCUGAUGAUAUUCUUUCGCAUUGGUGGAGAAGGAGGGGGGGGCGGGUGGUGGGUGGCGGGUUUUUGUAAUUUUCUUCCUUACUCACACUAAAAUUCAAACGGCA